AUGGCGUUCAUUCAAGCGCGGCUUCGCAGCACAGGUGACCUGGACGUGGCCGUGGUUUCCGGCGUGCGUGGUGGCGGCGGCGGCGAGAUGGCGGCUACCACCAACAAAGAUGGCUACAUGGUGCUGCCUGUGGGCGAGGAGGUGCCGCUCCUGCUGCUGGGUUUCAACUUUACGGAGCGCACGCGCAUCACGCUUACGACUGAGAGGGCGACCCGUGGAGUCCUGUGCCGCGAGCACGCUCUCCUCGACACGUGGGAGCUGCAACCGCUCCACGGUGGCCUCGCGGCGCGCAUCAGCCUCAAGCUUCCCCGUGCGGCCGAGUACUACCUCUGCGUGUCAUUCUCCGGUCGCUGGGUGCACCAAGGCGGCCACCCGCUCGUCACCAUAGCGGGCGAGACCCUGCUGGUUCCCGUGUGGAUCAACCUGGUGCUCAUCGUCAUGCUACUCGUCUGGUCCGGCCUCUUCAGCGGACUGACGCUCGGCCUGAUGGCACUCGACAAGACUGAGCUACAAGUGAUUGAGUCGUGCGGCACUCCCGAGGAACGCGACUACGCGCGAAAAAUACUGCCGCUGCGGCGCCGCGGAAACUACUUGCUCUGCACGCUGGUGCUGGGCAAUGUGUGCGUCAAUAGUAGCUUCACCAUUCUCCUGGACGGCAUGCUGAGCUCAGGACCGGGGGCAGUACUCCUGUCCACAUUAGGCAUUGUUUUGAUGGGAGAGAUCAUUCCGCAGGCCAUCUGCUCUAGAUAUGGACUCGCCAUUGGUGCGCGGACAAUACUGAUAACCAAAUUGUUUAUGAUAAUCACGUUUCCUUUGUCAUGGCCAAUAUCCAAGCUGCUCGACUUUGUGCUUGGAGAGGAGAUCGGUAAUGUCUUUGACCGCGAGAAACUCACCGAAUAUCUUCGAAUCACCAAGGAUUACGCGCAACUUGAGAACGAAGAACUGAACAUCAUCUUCGGUGCUCUGGAGCUGACGAAGAAAACGGCAGCUGACAUUAUGACGCGCAUCGAAGACGUGUACAUGCUCCCGUACGACGCUGUGCUCGACUUUGAGACCAUGAGUGAAAUCGUAAAGCGCGGCUACACGCGCAUUCCCGUCUAUGAAGACACCAAGCAGAACAUAGUGUCCCUCCUCAACACCAAGGACUUGACGUUCGUCGACCCCGAUGACGCCAUUCCACUGGCCACGGUGUGCAGCUUCUACAAGCACCCAUUGAGCUUCGUAUUCGAGGACGAGACCCUCGACUCGCUGCUGCGCGAGUUCAAGAAGGGCCACUCGCACAUGGCAUUCGUGCGACAGCUGGUGCAGGCUGAAAACCGCGACCCCUCUUACCACGUGACGGGCCUCGUGACCCUCGAGGACGUCAUUGAAGAGAUCAUCCAGUCAGAGAUCAUCGACGAAACCGACGUGCUAACCGACAACCGGCGCAAGCAGCGGCGCAAGGACGCUCAGCUGCUGCAGGACUUCAGUGACUUCCUCAAGAUCGGCAGUGGCCAGCAGGGCAAGAACGUGGUCUCGUCCCAGCUGGCUUUCGCCACCUUCCAGUUCCUGAGCACGGCCGUGCGCGCCUUCACUUCCGAGUUUGUGACUCCCCCUGUGCUGCGCCGUCUCAUGGCGCAGAACAUUUUCUUCACGAUCCGGCCGUCGACCGGCAAGAACAUCUUCGAUGCCGGCAAGCUGUGCGACUACUUUACCGUCGUCCUCGAGGGACGCGUACGCGUCACGGUUGGCAAGGAGAACCUGGUGUUCGAGGCCGGGCCCUUCUCCUACUUCGGCUUGCCCGUUCUCACCUCCGAGAGGGGCACUUUCGUGCCGGACUACACGGUCACGCCGCUGUCGUACGUGAUCUUUUUGAAAAUCAGCCACAGCGUGUAUAUGGCUGCCCUGCGCGCGUCGCGCAUGACAAAGAUUGAGGAGCCACCCAAUGCGAACGUGCAAGAGCCCGUCGCGCGAACGGACAAGCAGACGACAGUGAACAGUAGAGGCGUCAAGCCAACGACGCCGGCCGCGGCCGCGUGGUCCAAGCCGGCCAACGCGUGAGCCCUUUAUUA
Rhipicephalus microplus (southern cattle tick) is the source of this 2051-nucleotide messenger RNA. RefSeq names its product unextended protein. Gene Ontology annotation, molecular function: transmembrane transporter activity. The record is from RefSeq and is a predicted model, not a curated record. Gene Ontology annotation, cellular component: plasma membrane. Lineage: Eukaryota; Metazoa; Arthropoda; Arachnida; Ixodida; Ixodidae. Gene Ontology annotation, biological process: transport; magnesium ion homeostasis.